Molecule: messenger RNA, 2319 nt
Organism: Lachnellula hyalina
Lineage: Eukaryota; Fungi; Ascomycota; Leotiomycetes; Helotiales; Lachnaceae
Gene: bglX
Product: Periplasmic beta-glucosidase
Exons: 4
Coding region: 1-2319 (772 amino acids)
Biological process (GO): glucan catabolic process
Molecular function (GO): beta-glucosidase activity
Source: RefSeq, a predicted model, not a curated record
AUGAAAUUCCUACCUGUGGCAUAUGUGCUGCUUCUGCGGGCAGCCUAUGCUGCUAACAACUCAUCGGUUCCUCUUUACAAAAACCCCCAUGCAAGCGUCGAGGCGAGGAUAGCAGACCUGCUUCCGCGAAUGACAUUGGCAGACAAGACCGCACAGCUAGUGCAAGGAGAUAUUUCGAAUUGGAUCAAUACAACCACCAAUGCAUUCAAUGCCUCCGGAUUACAAUUUAACAUGGAAAAGAGAGCCGGUCAAUUUUACGUUGGGUACCCGGUCCCGCAGCAAUGGAUUUCGGAAGGCGUACGAAUUGCUCAGGACUACUUGAUCCAUAACACCACACUGGGAAUUCCAGCUUUGGUGCAGAGUGAGGGGAUUCAUGGGUUCCUAAUUGGCAAUGCUACCAUCUUCAACUCACCCAUCGCGUAUGCUUGUUCCUGGAAUCCGGCCCUGGUCGAAAAGAUGGCUGCGGCAAUCGCGCAGGAGUCUCUGGCACUGGGCGUGAAUCAGCUAUUUGCUCCUUUGGGAGACUUGGCUCGAGAGUUAAGAUAUGGUCGUGUUGAAGAGACUUUUGGGGAAGAUGGAUACCUCGCGGGAGAAAUUGGCUACAGUUUUAUCAAAGGCAUGCAAGGUGGAAACGUCUCAGCUACAGUCAAACAUUUUGCUGCAUUCGGGACGCCGGAACAAGGCCUAAAUACUGGACCAGUACAUGGAGGAGAGCGCGAACUCCGUACCACAUAUCUACCAUCUUACAAACGUCAAAUCAUUGAUGCUGGGGCGUAUUCUAUCAUGUCUGCAUAUCAUUCUUACGAUGGCGUUGCACUUAUUGCAAACCAUCACAUUUUGACGGAUAUUUUAAGAGAUGAAUGGGGGUAUAAGUACUGGGUAACGAGUGACGCUGGCGCUACGGAUCGGCUUUGCAAUUCAUUCAAGAUGUGCGAAUCUCAUCCUUUGGACAAAGAAGCGAUAACAUUAUAUGCUCUGCCGGCCGGCAAUGAUGUUGAGAUGGGAGGCGGUUCCUACAGCCUCGAAAAUAUCCCCGAUCUCGUUGAAUCGGGGAAACUCAGCGUCGAUUUGGUCGACACUGCAGUUUCGAGGCUCUUGCGAGCAAAAUUCGAAAUGGGACUCUUUGAAAACCCGUAUCUUGGGGCACCCGCGAACCAAACUUCGUCUCUAAUACACACGCAUGAAAAUGUUGCUCUUGCCCGUCAGCUCGAUUCGGAGUCGAUUGUUUUAUUGGAGAACUAUGACCAAACGCUGCCAUUGUCGAAGACGGCAAACAUCGCAGUGAUUGGACCAAUGGCUCAUGGGUAUAUGAAUUACGGAGAUUAUGUUGUCAAUGGAAGUCAAUAUCGUGGAGUGACACCUCUGGACGGCAUCAAAUCUGCUGGAAAUGGAUCUAUUACGUAUGCCCAAGGCUGCGAGCGAUGGUCCAACGAUCAAUCCGGGUUCGCGGAAGCUGUGGCUGCUGCUUCAGCUGCAGAUGUAGCUGUGGUAGUCGUGGGGACUUGGUCUCGUGACCAGAAUCAGCUUUGGCAGGGGUUGAAUGCGACUACCGGAGAACAUGUAGAUGUGGCUUCUCUGAACCUAGUCGGAGCAAUGCCACAUUUAGUGCAGGCGAUCAUCAAUACCGGGAAACCGACCGUAGUCGUUUUCUCUUCCGGCAAGCCUAUCACCGAAUCUUGGAUUUCAAGCAGCGCAUCCGCACUCGUCCAGCAGUUCUAUCCCUCAGAAGAAGGAGGUAACGCCCUCGCCGACAUUCUCUUUGGAGAUGUUAACCCAAGCGGAAAGUUAUCUGUGGGCUUUCCUUACGACGUCGGUACCACCCCGAUUUAUUAUGACUAUCUCAAUUCCGGGCGGCCUGUCGAUGCCGGUAAAGUAAAUGACAAUGGGACCCUGGACUUUGGUCACCAAUACGUUCUCAACUCGCCUUUACCACUAUACUCCUUCGGUUACGGGCUAAGUUAUUCCAGCUUUCAAUACUCUAAUGUGACAUUGUCGAAAUCGACUGCUAGUGCCAGUGAUACGAUCACGGCCUCAAUUCAAAUCACUAAUAAUUCAACACGGGACGGCACAGAAGUUGUCCAGCUUUAUAUCAAAGACCUUAUUUCAAGCGUUGUAGUCCCAAACCUACAGCUCAAAGGAUUCUCGAAGGUUGAAAUAGCUGCUGGCAAGACGGAAACUGUCAAUAUCGACGUGUCUGUUCAGGAUCUUGGCUUAUGGGACAUAAACAUGAAAUAUGUGGUGGAACCAGGUGAUUUUGUAGUCUGGGUUGGCAGUUCAAGCGCGGAUUUAAGGGGCAAUGCUACCUUCACUGUGGCUUGA